Messenger RNA from Penicillium canescens, 954 nucleotides. Its product is annotated as arylamine N-acetyltransferase family protein. The record is from RefSeq and is a predicted model, not a curated record. Bases 1 to 954 code for a protein of 317 amino acids. The transcript has 3 exons. NCBI's taxonomy places the organism in Eukaryota, Fungi, Ascomycota, Eurotiomycetes, Eurotiales, Aspergillaceae. Gene Ontology annotation, molecular function: acetyltransferase activity.
AUGGCAACAAAACCAACUUAUUCCGAAGCCCAGUUGGAAACAUACCUGAAGCGCAUUGGAUACUCCAAGUCCGCUGGGUCAGAGACUCGUCUCCUCCAACAUGUGCGCCAGAAUAUAGAGAAAGAUGCACAUGCAACGCUAUGUGAUCUCCAACGACGACAUCUCACUGCUAUUACUUGGGGUAAUUCGGAACUGCAUUACUCGCGGCAUCAUACUAUUUCAUUGGACCCGGAGACUCUUUUCGAGAAGAUGGUUGAGAGACGGCUUGACGGGUAUUGCAUGGAGAACACGGGUUUGUUUCUCAUUAUCCUGCGGUCUUUGGGGUACUUUGUUUAUCCCACUGCUGGCCGAGUCGCUCAGGCUGCGGAGACGGGUGUAGAUACUGGGUUAUUCUUUUCAAUGGCGCAUAUGAUUCUGAUUGUGAAUAUUGACGGGAAGAAGUAUAUGGUUGACGUCGGCUUUGGGAAUAACGGUGCUACUGCCCCGCUGCCGCUGGAAGAGGGUGUUACUGCUACGCACAUUGCGCCGUCUGAGAUGCGCCUGGUCAAGGAAAACAUCAUCGAAUUCACGGAUCCAACACAGAAGGUCUGGAUCUACCAGACAAGAUACAACCCCGAGAGCACCUGGCUGUCUCAGAUCUGCUUUUCCGAACAGGAAUUCUUGCCUCAGGAUUUCGGAGUCAUGAACUUCUCCGUCAGCAAGAACCGGGCCAGCUGGUUCACCCAGAGGUUUAUCUGUGUACGAUUUCUCAUGGACGAAAGUGGGAAAGAGAUCGUAGGCCAGUGCAUCAUGUCGGGCAAAGAAGUCAAGCAAAGAGUGCGCGGGCAAACGGAGGUCUUGCAGGUGAUGCAGAACGAAGAUGACCGGGUCAAGGCCUUGGCCAAGUACUUCGAUAUGCACCUUCGCGCGAGCGAGAUUCAAGGUAUUCGUAACUUGCCCUCGCAGCUCAAAUAG